Messenger RNA from Cladophialophora immunda, 1970 nucleotides. RefSeq lists its product as uncharacterized. Gene Ontology annotation, molecular function: transmembrane transporter activity. The transcript is spliced from 6 exons. Bases 278 to 1822 code for a protein of 514 amino acids. Gene Ontology annotation, biological process: transmembrane transport. The record is from RefSeq and is a predicted model, not a curated record. Lineage: Eukaryota; Fungi; Ascomycota; Eurotiomycetes; Chaetothyriales; Herpotrichiellaceae. Gene Ontology annotation, cellular component: membrane.
UACGGGUCUCCUGCAGCGCAGAUCCCGUCUCCAUGCCACAAACAAGCCUCGCACGAAUGCUUUUGCUUUUGCUCCACGAGACACAAGUCCAACCAAUUCCGCUCUUCUAGCCUAUGAGUUCAUUGCUUAAUUCAAAAUCUUCGCUCUUGGACAGCAUGCGACCCAACAUGUUGACUUUUCGACCUGUUGGUUAAACAUUGCGACUCGUCCUCCUUUCUUCUUUCCUUCCAUCCUUCCAUCCUUCCAUCCUUUCCACAUCAAGAACUCACCCAGCAUUAUGGGCAUCUUCAAGGCCCAAUAUGUGGCCCCCACGGGGGUUGUCUCUAACAAUGGGAGCGUGUCAUCAGGAAUCCCCGCCUCGAAUGAUGUUGAAAAAGAUGGAGGUACUGAGCUCAAAGAGUCGACCACAACCAGUGUACGAAUAGACCCUGCACUGGAGAGAAGAGUCGUGCGCAAAAUUGACCUCCGUGUAACUCCACUCGUUACCUUCUUGUUUUUACUUUCGUUCCUCGACCGAUCGAACAUCGGCAAUGCGCGUAUUGCUGGCAUGGAAGAUGACCUCGAUCUGACUGGCGAUCGAUAUGACUGGUUGUUGACGAUAUUCUACAUAUCGUAUAUUGUGUUCCAAUUCCAAGGUUUUAUGUGGAAGAUAGUAAAGCCGCAUACUUGGGCUUGCUUCAUCACUCUUGCCUGGGGAAUCGUUGCAACCUGUCAAGCGGCCACCCAGUCAUGGGGCGGAGAGAUGGCCUUGCGAUUCCUGCUCGGUGCUGCCGAGGCGGGCUUCGGGCCGAGCAUUCCUUACCUGCUCAGUUUCUUCUAUCUCAGGCACGAGCAUGGAUUCCGCAGCGGAAUCUUCCUCGCAGCGGCUCCUCUCGCCAACACGUUCGCUGGAGCUUUGGCCUACGGAAUCACAAGUGGCCACCCGAGCAUUGCCAAAUGGAGGCUACUAUUCCUUGUGGAAGGCAUUCCGACCAUCCUGGCAGCUCCCUUAGCGUGGUUCUUCCUUCCCGAUAGCCCGACCAGUGCUAGGUUCUUGACCGCGGAAGAAAAGGAGGUUGCCAGGGCUAGAGUCAUCAGGCAGCAUGGUCACCAAGAGGAAGGAAAGCACCGCGUCAGUCUGAAGGAGAUCGGCCAAACACUGAUUGACGCCAAAGCGUGGUUUACAGCGUUGAUGUACUUCUCAUGCAAUGUGUCCUACUCGUCGUUGCCAGUCUUCUUGCCCACCAUCCUCAAUCAAAUGGGGUUCUCCUCGAUCAACGCUCAAGGGUUGUCGGCACCGCCAUAUUUUAUCUCCACCAUCGUCACAGUUAUGACAUGUUGGAUCGCCGAUCGAACUCAACAGCGAGGACUCAUGAUUGCCUUCUUGAGCUGUGUGGCUGGCAUCGGGUACAUCCUUCUCGCAACGUGCACGGCGGUAGCCCCGAGGUACUUUGGAACAUUUCUCUGCGCGUCCGGGGUGUUUCCCGCGAUCGCCAAUAUUCUGCCGUGGGUCGUCAACAACCAGGGAAGCGACAGUCGCCGGGGAAUGGGAAUAGUCCUUCUCAACCUCGUCGGACAGUGUGGCCCACUUCUCGGAACUAGGAUCUUUCCCAAAUCUCAGCAGCCGCGAUACGUGGAGGGACAGAGUAUCUGUGCGGCAUUUAUGUUCUUCAACGCACUGCUGGCCCUGUCGCUGAGAACGCUUUUGGUGUGGGAGAACAAGAGAUUGGACAAGAAGUAUGGGUCCCAAGGCGGUGCGGAGACGCGCAGGGCGACGGGUGGCAAGGCUGACACGAAUGUGGGAGAAGAGAACUAUGGCAGUGCGUUCAGGUAUAUUCUCUAGAGGGGGUUUCUCGAAAUCGCCGAGGCCGGACUCCUAUACCUAUCCUCUGGUGCACCUCUCUGUGCACAUGCAGCUGUCAGCAUUGAUAGCAUUGAUAUGGGCCUGUUUAGGGACUAGCGCCGCCGCCGCAAACCUGCAUGAACCCUGG